Pyrgilauda ruficollis (rufous-necked snowfinch) is the source of this 1663-nucleotide messenger RNA. It is a transcript of the gene CCDC124, whose product is annotated as coiled-coil domain containing 124. Gene Ontology annotation, biological process: transcription by RNA polymerase II. Gene Ontology annotation, cellular component: nucleus. Gene Ontology annotation, molecular function: transcription coactivator activity. The transcript has 5 exons. The record is from RefSeq and is a predicted model, not a curated record. Lineage: Eukaryota; Metazoa; Chordata; Aves; Passeriformes; Passeridae. The coding region runs from base 738 to 1397 and encodes 219 amino acids.
GGAGAAUUUUUGGGAAGGGACUGGAGGAUUUUGGGAAGAGGCUGCAGAAUUCCUGAGGGAAACUGUGAAGGGGCUGGAGAAUUUCUGGGAAAUGGCUGGAGAAUUUUUGGGAAGGGGGUGGAGAAUUCCUGAGGGAAACUGGGAAGAGAAUGGAGAAUUUUUGGGAAGAGGCUGGAGGAUUUUUGGGAAGGGACUGGAGGAUUUUGGGAAGAGGCUGCAGAAUUCCUGAGGGAAACUGUGAAGGGGCUGGAGAAUUUCUGGGAAAUGGCUGGAGAAUUUUUGGGAAGGGGGUGGAGAAUUCCUGAGGGAAACUGGGAAGAGAAUGGAGAAUUUUUGGGAAGAGGCUGGAGGAUUUUUGGGAAGGGCAUGGAGAAUUCCUGAGGGAAACUGGAAAGAAGAUGGAGAAUUUCUGGGAAAUGGCUGGAGAAUUUUUGGGAAGAGGUCGGAGAAUUUUUGGGAAGUGGCUGGAGAAUUUUUGGGAAAUGGCUGGAGAAUUUUUGGGAAGGGGCUGGAGAAUUUUUGGCAGGAGUCUGGAGAAUCCUGAGGGAAACUGGGGAAGGAAACCUCGGGAACUUUUAACCCCAAUCCCCGCAAAUUCCCGAGCGUGCAAACUCCCAGCUCCGCCUGCCUGACCUCCAACCUCAACCCCAACUUACCCCGUGACAAACCCCCCGAAAAACCGACCCCAAGUCCCUACAGAACCCCGAUUUCUCCCGGUUUCCCAGAGGGUUUGAGGGAUGCCCAAGAAAUUCCAGGGGGAGAACAGCAAGUCGGCGGCGGCGCGCGCCCGCAGGGCCGAGGCCAAGGCGGCGGCGGAGGCGCGGCGGCAGCAGGAGCUGGAGGAUGAGCUCUGGAAGGACGAGGACAAACACGUCCUGAGGAAGGAGCAGAGGAAGGAGGAGCGGGAGAAGCGGCGCCUGGAGCAGCUGGAGCGCCGCAAGGAGCUGCAGCGGCUGCUGGAGGAGGAGGACUCCAAGCUCAAAGGGAAAACUCCCAAGCAGGGAAAUCCUGGGAAAAUCACCCGGGCCCAGAUCGAGGAGAACGUCCGCAAGGAGCAGAGGGAAAACACGGAUGCAGUGGAGAAGGAGAAAUCGCACCUGGAGCUGCCGCUGGAGGAGAACCUGAACCGGCGGCUGCCUGAGGAGGGCGCUGUGGAGGCGCGCAGCAUCGAGGACGCCAUCGCCGCCCUCAGCGUGUCCCAGCCCCUGGAGCGCCACCCCGAGCGCCGUCUCCGCGCCGCCUUCGCCGCCUUCGAGGAGCUGCAGCUGCCGCGGCUGCGGCGGGACAACCCCAACAUGCGGCUGAGCCAGCUGCGCCAGCUGCUCAAGAAGGAGUGGAUGAGGUCCCCCGAGAACCCCCUGAACCAGCGGCACAAACCCUACAACAGCCACCCCUAGCCGGACUGGGGUCCCCGCCAGGACCGUCCCCCCGCGGCGCUUUUGGGGUUUUUUGUGUCUCUGUCUCCCCGCCGUGGGUUUGGGGUGAGCUGCAGGUCGGACUGAUGGCGCCUUCUCCUUCCUGGAAUCGCCUGGGGAGAGCGGCUCCCGGAGGUUCCCGGCGUUGCCUCCGUGGGAUUCUGGAGUUGGCACGUGGAAAAUGCUCCCGGGGUGUGAGCCCGAAGAGAUUCCAGACCCUGGGUCUCACCUGAGAUCCCUGCUCCUGU